CGUGUCGCCAACUACAAUAUUAUUAAAAUACCCACCAGAUCCUCGCCGAAAAAUAAAAAAUAAAAACCCUUUAGAUUAAUAUAUCCUGUAGAAUUUGAACUUCACAAACAAAAUUCAAGAAAAUCUCACUGUAUCAAACACCCAAAUAAAGCCACCAUUGCGAAUCUAUAUAAAUACCCACCAACUGAUCUUCAUUAAUCUUUAUUUCAAGAUCAUCAGAAUCAUUGAGAUUCAAGAAAUGUUAGAGAAAACAAUGGAAGUUUUCUGUGCUCAGCCGGCCGACGGGACGGUGAGGGAGACAAUAAAGAUAAAAGGAACAGUUGUUUUAAUGAAGAAGAAUGUGCUUGAGUUCAAAGAUGUUAAAGCUUCGUUUCUUGACCGAGUUCAUGAGUUGGUCGGAAAAGGUGUUGCUGUGCAGCUUAUUAGUGGUGUACAUCAAGACCCAGCAAAUGGGAUGAGAGGAAAGGUUGGAAAGGUAUCAUACUUGGAGAAAUGGGCGACAAAAAUGAGUCCAUCGUUAAAAGCUUCAGAGACAAUGUUCGACAUAAAUUUUGAAUGGGAUGAGAGUAUGGGAGUUCCUGGAGCUUUAAUAAUUAGAAAUCAUCACCAUAGCCAGUUCUUCCUCAAGACAGUGAGUUUAGAGGAUGUUCCCGAACAUGGUAGGGUUCAUUUUGUCUGCAAUUCCUGGGUUUAUCCAACACACUAUUAUAAGUAUGACCGAGUCUUCUUCUCUAACAAGAGCUAUCUGCCAUGGCAAACACCUGAGGCACUACGCAAAUAUAGAGAAGACGAACUUAUAAAUCUACGAGGAAAUGGAAAAGGCAAGCUACAUGAGUGGGAUAGAGUGUAUGACUAUGCUUACUACAACGACUUAGGAGAUCCAGACAAGGGUCAAGAUUAUGCCCGGCAAGUUCUCGGUGGAAGUAAAGAGUUCCCAUAUCCUCGGAGAGGAAGAACCGGUCGAAAACCGACGAAAACAGACCCCAAUUCGGAGAGCAGAUUGCCACUUUUAAGUCUAGAUAUAUAUGUUCCUAGAGAUGAACGAUUUGGUCACAUAAAAUUUUCGGAUUUUUUAGCCUAUGGUCUAAAAUCUAUAGCUAAGGUAUUAGUUCCGGAGAUCAAAUCGUUAUGUGACAAGACUAUAAACGAAUUUGAUAGCUUUGAAGACGUUCUUAAUCUCUAUGAAGAGGGUGUUCAAUUAUCUAAUGGAACCAAACCUAAGAAUCACAUCCCAUGGGAGAUGCUCAAGGAACUUUUGCAUAUUGAUGGCGACCGAUUCCUCAAAUUCCCAGUGCCUGAUGUAAUCAAAGAGGAUAAAUCUGCUUGGAGGACAGACGAAGAGUUUGGACGAGAAAUGCUCGCCGGAGUUAACCCUGUUAUUAUAAGUCGACUCAAGGAAUUUCCACCAACCAGCAAGUUAGACCCUAAAGAAUAUGGGAACCAGAAAAGUACAAUCACAAAAGAGCUCAUAGAAGGGAACAUGAAUGGUCUCACAGUAGAACAGGCAGUCAGAAAUAACAAGCUAUUUAUAUUAGAUCAUCAUGAUGCAUUGAUGCCAUACCUGACGAGAAUAAACUCGACAACCACGAAGACAUAUGCUUCAAGAACAAUCCUUUUACUGCAAGACGAUGAAACGUUGAAGCCGUUGGCAAUUGAAUUAAGUCUUCCCCAUCCACAAGGGGAAAGUCAUGGUGCUAUCAGCAAAGUUUUCACUCCAGCGAAAAAUGGUGUUGAGGGCUCAGUAUGGCAGCUUGCCAAAGCUUAUGCUGCUGUAAAUGAUUCUGGAUAUCAUCAGCUUAUUAGCCACUGGUUGAACACUCAUGCGGUGAUAGAACCUUUCAUUGUGGCCACAAACAGACAGUUGAGUGUUCUUCACCCGAUAUAUAAGCUUCUGCAUCCUCACUUCCGAGACACGAUGAACAUAAAUGCGUUUGCUAGGCAGAUUCUCAUCAAUGCUGGUGGGAUACUUGAGAUGACCGUCUUUCCAGCCAAAUAUGCCAUGGAACUGUCUGCUGUCGUCUACAAGAAUUGGGUUUUCACGGAGCAGGCACUCCCCGCUGAUCUGCUCAAUAGAGGAGUAGCAGUUCCAGAUUCAAGCCAACGACAUGGUCUGAGACUUCUGAUAGAAGAUUAUCCUUACGCGGUUGACGGUUUAGAAGUCUGGUCAGCAAUUCAGACUUGGGUUGAGGAAUUUUGUGCUUUAUACUACCCAACAGAUGACUUGGUUCAAGAUGAUUGUGAACUUCAAUCAUGGUGGACAGAGAUUCGCAAUGAGGGUCAUGGCGACAAGAAAGACGAACCAUGGUGGCCUAAGAUGCAAACACGAGCAGAACUUACCCAAACAUGCACCAUUAUCAUAUGGAUAGCUUCAGCACUCCACGCAGCUGUCAAUUUCGGACAGUACCCUUAUGCUGGCUAUCUCCCUAACCGUCCAACAGUAAGCCGCCGAUUCAUGCCCGAGCCAGGAACCCCUGAGUAUGCAGAACUUGAGAAAGAUCCAAAUUUGGCAUACCUGAAAACAAUCACAGCCCAGCUACAAACUCUCCUCGGCAUAUCACUUAUCGAGGUUUUAUCAACGCACUCCUCCGAUGAAGUAUACCUCGGGCAGAGAGAUACACCAGAAUGGACAUCAGAUCACGAAGCAUUAGCCACAUUCCAAAGAUUUUCAGAAAGGCUGCAAGAAAUUGAAAGCAAGAUUAUGGACAUGAACAACAAUAAGAAAUAUAAGAACAGAGUUGGGCCAGUGAAGGUGCCUUACACCUUACUCUACCCCGGCACCUCAGAUAUAUCGAAACAGGGAGGACUCACCGGCAGGGGGAUUCCCAACAGCGUAUCAGUGUAAUUUGUUUUUUUCAUAUAUGAUUUUGAAGAACUAAGUUGAUAGUAGUAGUGUUUUGUGAAUUAGUUGUGGCUUAGAACAUUAAUUUUUAGCCAUUUUUUUA
Molecule: messenger RNA, 2942 nt
Organism: Mercurialis annua (annual mercury)
Lineage: Eukaryota; Viridiplantae; Streptophyta; Magnoliopsida; Malpighiales; Euphorbiaceae
Product: probable linoleate 9S-lipoxygenase 5
Exons: 9
Coding region: 239-2842 (867 amino acids)
Biological process (GO): lipid oxidation
Molecular function (GO): protein binding; metal ion binding; oxidoreductase activity, acting on single donors with incorporation of molecular oxygen, incorporation of two atoms of oxygen
Source: RefSeq, a predicted model, not a curated record